CCCUCGGCCACAAAAUCAAAUUGCAAAAAAUUGUGAAAAAUCUUGUCGCCGAAAAUGCUUCUGCCUCAAUGAGGAACAAUGAAAUCAUUCCUGAAUUAUGUGCCAAUGGCACGGUAAUCGAACUUCAAGGAAUUGACGACGUAACUCACGUAAAUGAAAGCAUUACCGAGGCACAUGCAGAUCCUAUCAGCAAGUCUGAUGAUACAUUUCCAGUUAUUUCAAUUUUGAAGGAGUCGUCAGAAGGUAGAAAAAUUGUUAAAUCAUUUAUGGAUCGCAACGAAGCGUAUUUAGAAGUAGAUGAACGGAAAACGUUGCUACGGAUACUUGUGAGCCAUAUGUGCAUGCUUUCUGGGAAAGAAGAUUUAUAUCCACCGAGCAGCCUUAAAGAAGAACUUGCAAAGGCAAUUGUUAAAGCUUUUCCAUGUUUGGCUGUCCCUUGUUCUGACGGUUCUAGCCUGACGAACUAUACUCACUAUUUUAAUCCAAAAUUAACUAACGGUUUCAUCGAUACUCGUCUGAAAACUAUGCGGUCGAAGUCCGAAGUGUCAAGGAAAAAAAAAAGUCUGGAAACCAAAGACUGCUGCUGCCCGGCUAAAAGGACAAAGUCCAAUCGCAGGCCUGACAACGAGCUUAAUGGUGAUAGAGACCCCGCUUUCAAUGAAGAUGAAGAUAUAUUCAAGACACAUUUACCUGAACAGGGUUCUAAUGAAAACACAAUUCAAGAGCAUAUGGCGUCUACAUAUAACUACAGACAACAUCAAAUUUCUGUAGGUAAAUGGACCACUACGCAGAUACUUGCGGAGUAUCCUCGCUUCCGUGAUUGCCAAAAUUUGAUUUUCCGUGAUUUCCUACUGGCAUUCCCGAAGGCGGGACACUUUGAGGAGACUUUUAUUUUGGCGCAAGGACCAUUGGUAAUAAAAUAUGCCUUGAGAUCAAAUGUUCCCGUUCCAGACACGGAAGAUGAAUGCCUUAAACUAUUGGUUCUAGUAAUGCGACUGAUUCCAUCUUUAAAGAAGAUUCGCGUUGUUAGCCAGGAUUCAAUCAUUGAACGAGUGGUUUAUUUCAUCAAGGCUAAUGAAGACAUUUUAUCAAUUAUCGAGAAAAAGCCCCAUCUCAAGGAGUCACCUUUUAUGUGUUGCGUAGGUUCGCUGAGAAACCCAAUCUGUUUUAGCAUUGUCUGUGAAGGGGAAUUAAUAUCAAGCGGUACCAGCUCAAUUAAGGCGUUCAAGAACCUCUUCGCGUCGUUUCAUAUGUUUCGUAUUAAAUACCCUACACUCCUAAGCACAUUUUAUUAUUUUUUUGAUUCUUACGUUUUCAAUGUCCACCCUGGUAGAAUUCGUCCUUCAGUCGCAGAUUUUUUUACACAGUUAAAUGCAUAGAAAGUGGGCAUACAGAAAUUGAAAUAGCCUACACUGGAUCUCAUUAUAUGAUCAUUUUUCUGAAAAAGCAUGUUUCCCUAUAUGUUAAAUGUUUUGACUUAUCUAGAUAUGUUUAUGUAACUAACGUUCAAAGCGCAUUUAUGUGAAUUCAGAACUAUAUGUUUAGUAUUCUAAAUACCAAGAAGUUUCUCUAUUUUACAUGGUUCCCAGAGCAACCCGGAAAUUUCUGGUGUUUUUUGUAUUUUACAAU
Molecule: messenger RNA, 1629 nt
Organism: Daphnia carinata
Lineage: Eukaryota; Metazoa; Arthropoda; Branchiopoda; Diplostraca; Daphniidae
Exons: 6
Coding region: 69-1379 (436 amino acids)
Source: RefSeq, a predicted model, not a curated record